AUGGAGGACAAACUAAAGGCAAUAGAAGGUCCUGAUACCUUUGGGUUAGAUGUUGCCGAUAUGUGCCUAGUGCAAGGUGUGAAGAUUCCUCCAAAGUUCAAGGUUCCAAACUUUGAAAAGUAUCAAGGGAUCACAUGUCCUAAGACUCACAUCCGAGCAUUUUGCAGAAAGAUGGUUGCUUACUCUGACGAUGAAAAACUCUUAAUGCACUUUUUCCAGGAUAGUCUUAUUGGGGCUUUUCUGGAAUGGUAUAUGCAGCUUGAGCACACACAUAUACGAACCUGGAGGGAACUUGCUGAAGCCUUCCUAAAGCAUUAUCAGUAUAAUUCAGACAUGGCUCCCAAUCGUACUCAACUCCAAAGCCUUGCUCAGAAGCCAGACGAAUCAUUCAAAGAAUACGCCCAACGGUGGAGAGACCCAGCUGCUAGGGUCCAACCCCCUCAUCUUGAAAGAGAAUUAAUAGACAUGUUCAUGAACACCCUUCAAGGGUCAUACCUUGAUAGGAUGAUUGGAAGCACUACCUCAGGAUUCUCAAACCUGGUCACUGCUGGCGAACGAAUUGAGAACAGCAUAAAAAUCGGCAAGAUACAAGAUUCAGCAUCUGCGGCUAGUGGAGCAAAGAAAUCCCAUUCUGGAUUCCCCAAAAAAAAGGAAGGGGAGGCCAAUGCUGCCAUGAUAACCAAAAGAGAAGCUGGAGCCUACCAAAUUCCAUACUAUCCGGUGGCAGCAGUAGCACCUAAUCCGUAUCAGUAG
Messenger RNA from Lathyrus oleraceus (garden pea), 753 nucleotides. RefSeq lists its product as uncharacterized. NCBI's taxonomy places the organism in Eukaryota, Viridiplantae, Streptophyta, Magnoliopsida, Fabales, Fabaceae. The record is from RefSeq and is a predicted model, not a curated record. The transcript has a single exon. Bases 1 to 753 code for a protein of 250 amino acids.